UAAUUGGCACGAAUAUUUUUUCACAUAGUUUAAAUAGUUUUUAUUCGAUGGCUGUGAUAACAAGAAGCAUGAAGUCAUUGUUUUGUCUGUGGGUGGAUUUGUAUUGUAAAUAUGGGACUGGCAACAGCUGAUUGUUUAUACAGCCUAGUGGCAUCACUACCAUCAACUUUUGACAUGUUAUGUAUCACCUUCUUGUGAGAAGAAACAGGAAAUAUCUGUUUUUGAUUUUAUCAAUUUAUUUUUCUACUAUAUUUACAAUACAAUGCAUCAAUGUGUAAAUUGUUAAUAUAAUUAUAUGUAUUAUGUGCUAAUAGAAUUGUUCAAGCGACACACAUCCUGCAUCACUCGGGCCGCAUGCUGCCCUUUGGGCUAUCCGUCCGGCCCGACGCAAUUUUAUGUGAGGCCCGGAACAUAAAGAUGGGCGAGGGCGGGUCGCCGGGCGGCGGGGGCGGCGCGGGCGGCGGCGGCGCGGGCGGGGCGCGGCUGUCGCACACGUCGGAGAAGCACCCGCGCGCCAUCCUCGGCGAGCUGUCCGCGCUGCGCCGCCACCGCGAGCUCUGCGACGUCGUGCUCAACGUCGCCAACAGGAAGCUCUUUGCACACAGGGUAAUCCUGUCAGCAUGCAGCCCGUACUUCCGCGCGAUGUUCACGGGCGAGCUGGCGGAGUCGCGCGCCACCGAGGUCACCAUCCGCGACGUGGACGAGCAGGCCAUGGAGCAGCUCGUCGAGUUCUGCUACACCGCGCACAUCGUCGUCGAGGAGAGCAAUGUGCAAGCAUUGCUGCCAGCGGCGUGCCUGCUGCAGCUGCAGGAGAUCCAGGACGUGUGCUGCGAGUUCCUGAAGCGGCAGCUGGACUGCUCCAACUGCCUCGGCAUCCGCGCCUUCGCCGACACACACUCUUGCCGCGAACUUCUGCGUAUAGCUGACAAAUUCACACAACAGAACUUUCCAGAGGUCAUGGAAAGUGAAGAGUUCCUACUGCUGCCAGCUGCGCAGCUGAUCGAUAUAGUUUCUUCAGACGAGCUCAACGUGAGGUCCGAAGAGCAAACCUUCCAGGCUGUCAUGUCCUGGGUCAAAUACAACGUGGCCGAGAGGCGGCAGCAUUUAGCACAGGUCCUUCAACACGUCCGGUUGCCAUUACUAAGUCCGAAGUUCUUAGUGGGCACCGUGUCAUCUGAGUUGCUGAUCAGGUCGGAUGACGCUUGUCGCGACCUGCUGGAUGAGGCCAAGAACUACCUGCUGCUGCCGCAAGAGAGGCCGCUCAUGCAGGGACCCAGGACUAGGCCGAGAAAGCCUACGAGAAGAGGCGAGGUGUUGUUCGCGGUGGGCGGCUGGUGCUCGGGCGACGCCAUCGCGUCGGUGGAGCGCUUCGACCCGCAGACGGCGGAGUGGAAGAUGGUGGCGCCCAUGUCCAAGCGCCGCUGCGGCGUCGGCGUGGCCGUGCUGCACGACCUGCUGUACGCGGUGGGCGGCCACGACGGACAGAGCUACCUCAACAGCAUCGAGCGGUACGACCCGCAGACCAACCAGUGGUGUGGGUCCGUAGCGCCGACGUCGUCUUGCCGCACGUCAGUGGGCGUAGCCGUGUUGGAGGGCGCGCUCUACGCCGUAGGCGGACAGGACGGCGUGCAGUGUCUCAACCACGUCGAGCGCUACGAGCCCAAGGACAACCGGUGGACGAAGGUGGCGGCCAUGACGACGCGGCGGCUGGGCGUGGCCGUGGCGGUGCUGGGCGGGCAGCUGUACGCGGUGGGCGGCUCGGACGGCCAGGCGCCGCUCAACUCCGUGGAGCGCUACGACCCGCGCAGCAACAAGUGGACGCCCGUGGCGCCCAUGUCCACGCGCCGCAAGCACCUGGGCUGCGCCGUGUUCGACGGACAGAUCUACGCCGUGGGCGGCCGCGACGACUGCACCGAGCUCUCCUCCGCCGAGCGCUACGAGCCGCAUACGGACACGUGGUCGCCGGUGGUAGCGAUGACGUCACGCCGCAGCGGCGUGGGCCUGGCCGUGGUCAACGGCCAGCUGUAUGCCGUCGGCGGCUUCGACGGCACCGCCUAUCUCAAGUCCAUAGAGGUGUUCGACCCGGAGUCGAACCAGUGGCGCCUGUGCGGCGCGAUGAACUACCGACGUCUGGGCGGCGGCGUCGGCGUCAUGCGCGCCCCGCAUCACGACAACCACUACAUAUGGAACCGAAAAGACUCAGUGGUGUGAGCCACACCCGCGCUGUAAAGUAUUCCCCCUCCAACCUUAUCAGUUAAGUCGUUACUCAUUUACUUUAUUGUUAAUACAAAUAUAUAAUUGACUAUUUAUAAUUAAAUGAAAAAUACAAAUUUUAGAAUAUUA
Molecule: messenger RNA, 2343 nt
Organism: Trichoplusia ni (cabbage looper)
Lineage: Eukaryota; Metazoa; Arthropoda; Insecta; Lepidoptera; Noctuidae
Gene: dbo
Product: kelch-like protein diablo
Exons: 13
Coding region: 355-2211 (618 amino acids)
Molecular function (GO): protein binding
Source: RefSeq, a predicted model, not a curated record